Carcharodon carcharias (great white shark) is the source of this 4130-nucleotide messenger RNA. RefSeq names its product transmembrane protease serine 5-like. Bases 122 to 1765 code for a protein of 547 amino acids. The transcript is spliced from 13 exons. The record is from RefSeq and is a predicted model, not a curated record. NCBI's taxonomy places the organism in Eukaryota, Metazoa, Chordata, Chondrichthyes, Lamniformes, Lamnidae. Gene Ontology annotation, molecular function: serine-type endopeptidase activity. Gene Ontology annotation, biological process: proteolysis. Gene Ontology annotation, cellular component: membrane.
CACAGGACUAGGCACUUAGUCUAAAAGCAAACACCCGAAACACAUGAGCUACUGACAGUCAUGAAUCGCGUGUGCUGAAAACAUUUCAUAAUGAAUUUGAAUAGUUGAAUCCUCUGGAACCAUGAAACCUGCUGAACCCCAGGGAGAGAUCAUACCCUUAAUGGAAUCAACGCUAUCUGAAGCAUCACCAGCACAGUUUUCAGAAGACCCCACUUUGAGCUCUGAAGGCACUGAGCCCCAGGGAUUUGGUGUGCCCUUCUUAGCAGUGACAAGGUUGGAAGCAUCACCUCAGCUUUGCUCUGAAAACCCAACCCUGGGGUCUGGAUUGAUAUUAGAGGAUUCCAAGGAUGACCCUUCACUCACUGUUAAACUGUCUGAGCCCCAGGAACAGGGCGUGCCCUUGUUAGAGGCGCCAACAUCAGAAGUGUCAACAUCGCUGCCGUCAGAGGGCCCGUCAGAGUCUGUCCGUCGCAAACGCUGGCGCAAACGAUUCAGACCCCGCAGGCGGCCACCCCGUGCAGCCAAGAGGAUCCUGGUGCUCCUGUGUGCAGUCACCAUUUUCUCCGCAAUUGUAGUUGCAAUGUAUUUCAUAGUGAGACAUUUGGAGAGACCUAUUGAAAAUAAAACCUUGAUACCAAUCGGGGGCAACGGACCAACAACUGACUGCAAUGAGACUGACACAUAUGUCAACCAUACAGCUUCAAGCACAGUGUCUUUCAGAAUUAAUACUGAGAACUCUCUAUUGGAGAUACGUCACCAAGCAUGGCAAGUAUGGCUUCCUGUUUGUGAUGAGAAGUGGAACUCCUCACUGGGAAAACGGAUAUGCAGAUACAUGGGACAUAUCAAGUACCUGAAUUCCAGUGUAAUGAAUAUAAGCGAGAUUGGAUCCAAUUACACACAAGGAUUUGUUGAACUCACUGAUGGACAGGACAAUGAUUUGGAAAAGAUUUGGAGCUACAGGGCUAGCUGUGCAUCUGGAAAAGUAAUAAAACUGAAAUGUUCUGCCUGUGGAGAGAAGCACGACUUUUUCAUGAUAGUUGGAGGACAGGAAGCCAAAAUGGGGAGCUGGCCUUGGCAGGUCACAUUGUACUAUCAGUACAAGCACAUGUGCGGAGGUUCCAUCAUCGACCGUUACUGGGUCUUAACUGCAGCACACUGUGUACACAGGUCACCAUUUGCUUACAACUGGCUAGUGUAUGCUGGUAUUCUGGACAGGCAGGUCAUUCUGUUCAGCAGUGUAACCAGCUACGUGGUCGAGAAAAUCAUCUACAACAGUAACUAUGAUGAUGAGACGCAUGACUAUGACAUCGCCCUCCUAAAGCUAAAAAAACCAAUCGAAUUUUCAAAUACGGUGAGGGCAGUCUGUCUGCCAGAAUACAAUCAACACGUUACACCAGGCAAAGAGUGUUGGAUAUCUGGCUGGGGUCAUGUAAGAGCAGAUGCCUAUGAACUAGAAAAUAUUUUAAAAGAAGCUUCAGUCCCUCUCAUAAGCACUGAGAGAUGUAACAGCAGCUGCAUGUACAAUGGCGCCGUCUCUCCAAGAAUGUUAUGUGCAGGAUACAAGGAGGGUAAAGUUGAUGCAUGCCAGGGAGACAGUGGUGGCCCUUUGGUGUGUGAAGAUGUCCAAGCUUGGCAUUUGACCGGAGUAGUGAGUUGGGGCGUUGGCUGUGCUGAAGCUAAUCACCCGGGAGUUUACACAAAGGUGUCCGAGUUCCUAGAUUGGAUAUACAGCACCAUUGAGCGUUUGGACACCUCUGCCUCUUAGAAAAGAUUCUAGAAUCUUCUGAACAAUGUGCGGAAUGCAAUGCAUGGAAGAGGAGCAGCCCGUGACUCAGAGUGAUCCGAAGGUUUCACACGUGUGCUGUUCCCUGGCAUUAGACCUCGAGAAUCAGUUUGGGUUAUUCUCUAAAUAUGAGGGUAGUCAAAAAAAUUAUGACCCCAGGCUCACUGAGUGAGGUCAAUUGUGUGUUUUUUUUUAAAACCAAGUCCAGUAAUCUGGUUUUCCCAUAAUGGGACAUUAGAGUGCGUGAUGCCGUCAGAGACAGCAUCUAUGAUUAACUCCUCUAAAAAAAAAGACUGCUUUUCACAUAACUAAACCCCACCAGGUAAACAGGGUUGGACAUUCUUUAGCUUCUUGGGUCUGAGCAUGUUGGCAUUUACCUUAUCAAAAAUUAAAAGACAGUUUUAAAACAAAUCCAUUGUUUGCAAGUUUGUCCCCAUUUCCAGUGCAGACUUUGCAGAAUGUCGUGGAGAGGAUGUGCCACUCAGAUGGCCAUCUUAAGCGACUGCCUGCCAAAGUGAAAUCACGCAAAUUGGCACUGUAGCCAAAACGAAUCACCUCUUCAUUUUUUUUAUACAUCUCACUUUGGUCAAGUGUACAGCAGUGAGUGUCGUUGCUGCAGUAUAGUGCAGGAGCCUGGUGCCAAAGCUUUGCCAAAAAUGGCCCUGAAAAUGAGAGGUAAUUUUUACCAAAAUUUGGCAGCAACACAUUGAACAAAAAAAGCAAAGCUUUCACCAGAUGAAAGGUUUUCGGUUAUUUCCAGUGCCAAGAAAUCACACAGUUUAGUAAUAUUUAGGACAAACAUGUAAAACCAUUGUCCAGGACCAGCGACAGUCAGAAACAUCAGCUUUACAUUUUGAUGCGGAGUUGCUAAUGAUGCAAGAAUUUGAAGGCGGAGGUGAAUAUUUAGUGCCAUGCUUGGAUUUAUAUCCAUUGCAUACUGAGCACUGAAAUCAAAAGUUAAAAAGGGAAAAAUGUCUUGAAGUUUAAUUGUUUGCGAAAACUGUUCAAAUUUUCAAGGAAGAACUUGAUUUGAACUGACCUGCAAUAAUUCCAAGUGUUGGAAGCUAAUUGUCCUCAGUUCCAGCUGUACAAUGGAGAUCUGGGAUCAAAUCACAUGCUUUGAUAAUGUGUAGGAUGAAGCUCAGCCUAGGAUUGCCCACUCUGAUUGUGCCACUCCUGUAGUUCUGUGCUCCUUUGACACUCCAGUGCAGUACUGAGGGAGUGCUGCACUGUCAGAGGUGCCAUCUUUCAGAUGAGACAUUAAAUCCAGGUCCCUGCCUUCUCAGGUGAAUGCAGAAGAUCCAAUGGCGAUAUUUCAAAGAACAGGGAAUUCUCCCCUGGUGACCUGGUCAAUAUUUGUCCCUCAAUCAACAUUACAAAAAGUGGUCAUUAUCACGUUGCAGCUGAUGCCAGUUUGCUGUGGCCAAAUCUGUUUCCUACAUUACAACAUGUCAAAAAGUGGUUCAUUGGUUGUAAAGCACUUUGGGACAUCUGGUAGUUGUGAAAAGCAAUGUACAAAUUCAAGUCUUCCUUUCUUUCCAAUUCCGGCCCCAUUUACAUCCCUGAUUUCCACCAUUGGCAACCACGCCUUCAGCUGCAUGAACCGCGAAGCUCUGGAUUUCCCUGCCUCAACCUCUCUACCUCUUGAUCCCCCUUUAAUGUGCUCCUUUAAACCUCUUUACCCAAGUUUUUGGUCACCUACGCUAAUAGCUCUUCACGUGGCUCGGUGUCAGAUUUUUGUCUGGUUACGGUCCUGUGACAUUUUGAGAUGUUAAACGGACAUUAGUGGUAAAAUAUUCAUAUUAUGUACAUUAAUAAAUAUAACUAUAUCUAUACUGGUGAUGAUCUGGACCUUGCUGCCUCUGAGGGUGGUGGAAACGAAGAUGAUCAAUGAUUUCCAAAGGAAGUUAGAUGUGUACUUGAGGGGCUAUGGGGGACUGGAGCUGACUGGAGUGCUCUUCAAAGAGCCAGCAUGACCCAAUAGGUCAAAUAAUUUCCUUCUGUGUCACAAUGAAUCUACAGUUCAAUAUAAAUGCAAGUUAUUGUAGGCAGAGAGAGAAAACAGAUUGUUAUUAAAAAAUGCAAAAUUUAUUAAUAAAUUCCAGCAAAAGUGUUGAGUCCAUCUUAAUAUUUAGAAAUAUUAGUGUUAGAUUUGGAAAGUUAUGGUUCUGCUACAAAACCUUUCAAAGGUGCUUCUGCCCUCAAUAUAAAAAAAGCCCACCGAGCAACCAAUGCAAGUAUUUCCCCACAAAGGGUACAACUUUGUCACAUCCCAUUCCAUGUGGUGCCUCGCUGAUGUAAUUUUUUAACCGUUUAUCAUUUUUCUUUGUAAAAUUUAUUGAGAAUA